Molecule: messenger RNA, 1092 nt
Organism: Protopolystoma xenopodis
Lineage: Eukaryota; Metazoa; Platyhelminthes; Monogenea; Polystomatidea; Polystomatidae
Source: the annotation of a GenBank genome assembly
AUGGUAAAGAUUCUUUCUUCUGGAACCAACUCCUCGAGUCCAGCCCCUCUUUCCUCCAUAAUCUCGACCUCCCUAGAGGCAUUCAAUUCACCGAAGAUCGCCACAGUAACUACAAACAUGUCUUCAGCUGAUUCUUGUCUGAAUGAAACAGACAGACGGGCAGAGGCGGCUGCUGCAUUGCUGCACCAGCAUCUGCAAGGUGAAGUCUUCGCCACCGCAUACCCCUACGCCUCAACAGCGAAGCAAACCAUCUCUUCUACGACUGCUGUGCUCACAGCCACCCCCAGCCCACCGGCAGCUCAAGCUGGCACUCUUGCAAAUCCCAGCCCCGAUACCAGUCCUUCGGCUACAAAGACUAAGCGUUCCGGCCACCGACCAGCUCGAGAAGAUGACUUCAGAAUGGAUGAAGGAAAGAAAGCAAACAACUGGAAUGGUACUAGUCGUAUGGUAAAUACCAAAACCACUGACAGAGAUAAAGUCAAAAGGAAUGGGGCAAUCAAACUGAAAGCCAGCCAACUGGCUUCCGGUAGUCCUAUCAACCCGAGAAAAUUGACGGCCAGUUGGCGACAACACAAACACUACCGACAAAAAGAACACAGUCUGCUUCGCCCAAAAGCGCCCAGUCUCUUUUCACGAAAGCCAAUUCAUUUUGGAGUGGAUGUUAGGCAAAACCCGACCCGGAUUAACAGCAGCGUGAGGUUUCUACCCACCUCAAGCUCCAGAGGUCUAACUUCGUCACAAGCCUGCUUCUCGACGGCAGACGUUGACAGGAUAGUUGACUUUGAGGCGAGACUGCACGAUGGGGAAGAGGAGGAGGAGGAUGAUGAGGAGGAGGAAGAGGACGAGGAAGAAGAGGAGGAAGAUGAAGAAGAGGAUGAAGAAGAGGAAGAGGGUAAAACGACCACUUCUGUCAACAUUCUGGCGGAUACGCUCAAUGAACAACUCCGAGGCUCCUUACAAAAUAAAGAAUCAUUGCACAAAGCUGGUAUUCAACUGUGGAGAAAACAACACAAUCAAAACGAGCUGGAGGAUGGCAAGGUCAUAUUGGGUGUAUGCAGCCCAGAAAAAGUACCAAUUAAUAGGAAAGGUUAG